This is a messenger RNA of Miscanthus lutarioriparius, 795 nucleotides long. The record is from the annotation of a GenBank genome assembly. Lineage: Eukaryota; Viridiplantae; Streptophyta; Magnoliopsida; Poales; Poaceae.
AUGGAAGCGCAUGCAAGUGAUUUCGUUCUGCGAUCGGUCUGGACGGGGAGUGGCUUCAAGCUCAUCAACCACACACCGCUACAAGCGAAAGGGUGUGCAUGCAGGCAGCCACAACCACCAGGGUACCACACCAUGCCACCAUGCAUGGCCACCGGAUCGGAGAGGAUAGAUGGAGGCGAUUUCGUGGUGCUGAUGCUGGCGUCUACUCCGUAUCUAGCUGUGCUUCGCGGGGUACCAGGACACGCUGUACGCCCAUUCCCUCCGCCAGUUCUACCGCGACUGCGACGUCUACGGCACCGUCGACUUCGUCUUCGGCGACGCCCCGCCGUGCUGCAGGGCUGCAGCCUCUACGCGCGCCGCCCGGGACCCGGGCAGAAGAACGUCGUCACGGCGCAGGGGCGGGAGGACCCCAACCAGAAUACGGGCAUCGUCGUGCACGGCGGCAAGGUCGCCGCCGCCGCCGACCUGGUCCCCGUGCUCGGGAACGUCUCGUCCUACCUCGGCAGGCCGUGGAAGCAGUACUCGCGCACCGUGUUCGUGCAGACCAAGAUGGAGGCGCUCGUCCACCCGCGCGGCUGGCUCGAGUGGAACGGCACCUUCGCGCUCGACACGCUCUACUACGCCGAGUACAUGAACCGCGGGCCCGGCGCCGACACCUCCGCAAGGGUGUCCUGGCCGGGCUACCACGUGCUCACCAACGCCACCGACGCCGCCAACUUCACCGUGCUCGACUUCAUUCAGGGAGACCUCUGGCUCAACUCCACCUCCUUCCCCUACACAUUGGGCUUCACCUAG